AUGCAGGUUCAAUAGCUAGAAGAGAGAUUGAGAUACCUAAAAGAAGAGAAGGAUAUAGCUUAAAGAGAUUAUCAGACUAAGAUAAAUGGACAAGAGUAGGAAAUUGAUAUGACAAGAAAAGAAUUAGAUGAACUAUAGAGGAUAAAUGGAAAUAAAGAUGGAGAUAAUAGAGAUAUUAAGGGUAAAUUAACAAACAAUAAAGACAAGUUAGUGCACUCUGACUCUGAUUACUCACUUUUAAGAGAUUAGAAUGAUAUCAUUCUUAAGCAAAAUAAAGCAAUUAAAGAUGAAAUCGCAAUGCUUGAAGAUUAGAUUACUGACGAAAAGAAAAGAUAAUUAGAACAGAGAGCUAUUAAGGACAAAUUAUCACACUCAUUGUAUAGAGGUGCAGAUUAAAGCAGUCAUUUGCUGGAAAAAGAGGAGGAAUUAGUAAAUAGAUUAAGGGAAAAAGAGUUGGAAUAGCAAAUUAAAGAGGAUAAAUUAAGGUAGUUAGAAAGGGAAAAUAUUGACAAAGAUUAGAAAUUAUCACAUGUCAAGACUUAAGUUGCAUAGGAAGAUAGUAGAUUAACUAACAUUCAAACUUAGAUCCAACAUUAAAUAACUGAAAACGACAGAUGCUUGGAACUAGGAAUGAGAUUUAAAGAUCAGCAUCUCAUGGAAGAAGUCAAGGCGAAAGAAUUGUAUACUCGUUCCCGUGAAAUAAACGACAAGAUAGCGAGAAGAGAUGCAGAGAUAGAUUUAAUAGUAGUUGACCAUAAAAAUUAUUAAAGAGACAAUCAACUUUUAAAGGAAAAGCUAGAGGUAUUAAUGUAGGAAAGAGAUGCAUUAAGGCGACAUACUGAGAAAGUUGCAUAAGCUAAUAAAGCAAUUGAAGAGGAGCUAGAUAGUUUUGUAAGUCUUGAUGAUAGUAUUGUGAAGACUCUAGAGAAAAGGGAUCAUAACCUUUCACCUAUAGUGAGUUAAUAUAAUCCGAGAGGCUCUCAACUCCCUAAUGCAGCUACCAUGCAAACUUAAAGUUUUGGGGUCUAAUCAUCAAGGAUGUUUGACUUGCAGUCUGCUGAAUAAGCCAAGAUUUCAACUUAUAGACCUGCAGUUUUGCAUUCUCAAGCUGCUCAUUAAAUUCAAUAUCCACAACCUCAGCUUUAAAAUUAAUUGUACAUGUCUCAUGCUAGGCUCCCAGAACUCUAAGCUCAAGAUUUAUAUAAGUCUUAAACUGCCUACAAAUACGAUAAUCUAUCAAAUGAUGAUCUCCGAAGAACAAGUGCAGGUGAGACUCACAAUUUUGCAUCCAGCUAUGGUAGAGAGUCACAUGCACUUAGAUUCUUAAAUCCUAGAUCCCUUAAUGGUGGCCCUAUACUUUAAAAUGAAAGCAGUAAAGGAAAUCUUCAUUAGAGCCAAGUGGCACCUCCAAACUAAUUAAGUAUCACUCAUCUAGGAGGUAGUUCUUAUCAUGCCCAAAACUACUAGCCUAGUUAUAACAGAAAAGAGCACUCACCGUUAAGAUCUAAUUUCUGA
This is a messenger RNA of Stylonychia lemnae, 1515 nucleotides long. NCBI's taxonomy places the organism in Eukaryota, Ciliophora, Spirotrichea, Sporadotrichida, Oxytrichidae. The record is from the annotation of a GenBank genome assembly.